Diospyros lotus (date-plum) is the source of this 1987-nucleotide messenger RNA. RefSeq lists its product as uncharacterized. Lineage: Eukaryota; Viridiplantae; Streptophyta; Magnoliopsida; Ericales; Ebenaceae. The transcript has 8 exons. Bases 202 to 1728 code for a protein of 508 amino acids. The record is from RefSeq and is a predicted model, not a curated record.
AGAGUGGCGCGUGAAUUUCAUGAAACCUGAGCUUAAUGUAAUUAUUGCAAAGAAAUAAAUAGAAUUCAAGCGGAAAAAGGACCAGGAGAUGGGAGUAAUUGACAAUCAGUAGUAGAGCGACUGUCAAUUCAAAACUUCAUCGUCGUCUUGUCCGUUCAAAACUUCCCCAUUCUUGAGGUUUCAGCCGACAAUCUGCUGGAAAUGCCGCCCGAUUCAACGACGCGGACCCGCAUGGGUAAACUUUGUGAAAUGUGUGGAGAUCCUGGUGUUCCCUCUUUGCUCCUAACUUGCCCUCAGUGCAAAUUAUCUUGUCAACAUUUUUACUGCUUGAAAACUUAUGGCAAGGGUGCCCCGAAUGUUUGGGUUUGUGAUGAAUGUGAAGCUGCAAGUAUGAUGCCACCAACGUCUGUAAAGGGAAACUUGCCUGAGGCAUUUAUGCCAAACUCUGAUAUGGUGGAGCAGGACAAUACAUGUUCAAAAGGUGGUAACAAAGUUCUCAAACGGGACAAGAUUGUUAAAACUGGGAAGGUUAUAUAUCUUCCUGCUCAAGAAGUGAUCAUGCUUUCUUCAAGAGCCAGCAAAAUUCAAACCCCUCCAAGAAGUAAUAUGUACUCAAGUGCAAGGCCAUCAAAUAUUGUGGGAUCUACACCUGCAAGGGUUCCUGUCAAGCCCAUGGCAGCACCACCUAAAUCCUUGCUACAGAAGGUCAAAGCAAAUCCUACUUCUCCACCUUCAAUACGUUUGCCUCCCUCACAUAUCCAAUUUCGGAUCAAUUCAGCAGAUCGGCAACAAAUAAUUCAAAGACAAAAGGAUCCCACAGAAAAGAAUGCCUCUCAAACUCCAAGGAAGAAACAUAUUCAUGUGGGACGGACUCAAGAUGCACCUGUGCCUUAUGGACGUGAAGAAAAUUUGGCUUCUAAACCAUCAUUUGCAUCCUCUACUGUGACUCCAUAUCCACUCAUAACAAAUUCAGGUGUUGAGGAUGGCAUUGUAAAAACCAAGAAUUCUCUUGCUGAGAAUGAUGACCAAACAGAUAUUCAGCCUAAUGCUCAGAAAUGCUUCCUACCUGCACUAGAUUCAUCUUGGAAAGGAAGCUUCGAAAUUUUUGACUCCGUCAGCCUUAAUGAACUCAAUUAUUGUUUUGAGGCUCAUCCUCCAUCUAAAGUUCGUCGUAAAGUUUAUGAGUUCUCAAAAAGAAUGCCUAAAGCUCUCCAAUUUAAACUGCUUCCCCGUUACGAUAUCUGGGCUGAUAUAUUUCAGGAUGAGUGCCCUCACGAGGAUGAUAUAGGACUGUACUUUUUCUCUAGUGGUGCUCAGAGAUCUGCCAACUAUAUCUUCCUAUCAGAGUUAAUGGAGGCCAAAGACCUGGUGAUGAAAAGUUAUAUGUAUGGAGUGGAGUUAUGGGUCUUUCCUUCAAAACUUCUGCCUGCUAAAUCUCAGAGAUGGAACGAGGAAUAUUUUCUCUGGGGAAUCUUCCGAUGUAUCAAAAAGGAUGAGGCUGCAUAUAAGCUUAAUGAGGAACUCCCUCGUUUAGUCCAGCCUUCAGAUUGUACACCAGACAAUCAGGCUGGUAGGAGUGGGGAGAUGUCUGGGUUGAAGGAAAACGAUAUGGAUUGUUCUGCUCCGUUGCCCCUCCCAGAAGCUGAGAAACAACGUAUUCAGGACUUCCCUCCAGGCUUUGAGACGAUUUAUAGGCUGAAGCAGAUCCAGAAAAUGCUUAGAAGAUGAUUCUCUCCUCUGUCCUGGAAGCAAAACUAAGUUACAGUAAAGAAAUUGUGAAGCUGUGUAGCUAUUCUAUGAAGUUAACAAACAAAAAAAGUUAAAAAAGUCAUGUUGCGUAGAGAGCUGAUGCAUAUUUUGGGUUGGUUUUGUGUAAUUUUUCUCUGGAAUUGCUGUGUCAGGUAGUCAAAUUUACCUGGGAUAUUUGAUGAAGGUAUUUUGUGUCUUCUAAUUAUGAUCUUUCAGCUUUUCAAAUUAGCUUUAUCUA